AUGGCGGAGCGUGGUCAACUCCCUUUCCCCGUUAAGCGCCUCUGCUGCAGACCUGGCUAUGGUUCGGCCAGUAGGCCAGGCCAACAGGCAGGCGGUAUUGGCCUCAGCAGUGGGGUGCUCUGCGCCGGACCCUCCUCCGCAACUGCUACUGUAGCUGCUGCCGCUCUGGGGCUGCUACCGUUCGGCAAGACCCAGAGCCCCGAGUCCCUGCUGGACAUCGCGGCUCGCAAGGUGGCGGAGAAGUGGCCUUUCCAGCAGGUGGAAGAGCGGUUCGAACGGAUCCCAGAGCCGGUGCAACGCAGGAUUGUCUACUGGUCUUUCCCCCGCAGCGAGAGGGAAAUCUGCAUGUACUCCUCCUUCAACACCGGCGCCGAGGACCUUACCGCCGCCCCCGGGGGGGCCGCCGGCGGUACCGCGCCCGGUGGGGGCGCGGAUGCCGUCGACGAGAGCCGCCUGCCCUUUCGCCGGGGCAUCGUUCUGCUAGAUGGCGGCUAUGUCGAUAAUGUCCUGCAAGUCGGUUUCCAUUUGAGUGGCACUGUGACAGACCCUGCAAUGCAAUCGGAGCCAGAAAUUGUUUGCAAUGUAGCUAUCAGCUUUGAUCGUUGCAAGAUUACCUCAGUGACCUGUAGCUGUGGAAACAAGGACAUAUUUUACUGUGCCCACGUUGUUGCACUCUCUUUAUACCGGAUCCGCAAGCCAGAUCAGGUCAAACUGCAUCUUCCCAUUUCAGAGACACUGUUUCAAAUGAACAGAGACCAACUACAAAAAUUUGUUCAGUAUUUGAUCACAGUGCACCACACAGAAGUUUUGCCAACUGCUCAGAAAUUAGCAGAUGAAAUUCUUUCUCAGAAUUCAGAAAUCAAUCAAGUCCAUGGUGCUCCUGACCCAACAGCAGGUGCUAGCAUAGAUGAUGAAAACUGCUGGCAUUUGGAUGAGGAACAGGUCCAAGAACAGGUUAAACUCUUCCUCUCCCAGGGUGGAUAUCAUGGAUCUGGGAAGCAACUUAAUUUGCUUUUUGCAAAGGUGCGAGAGAUGCUGAAGAUGAGAGAUUCAAAUGGAGCUCGCAUGUUGACAUUGAUAACAGAACAGUUCAUGGCUGACCCUCGUCUGUCGCUUUGGACACAACAAGGAACUGCAAUGACUGACAAGUAUAGGCAACUCUGGGAUGAACUGGGUGCUCUGUGGAUGUGUAUAGUCUUAAAUCCCCACUGCAAGUUGGAGCAGAAGGUCAGUUGGCUAACACAGCUGAAAAAAUGGAAUGGUGUGGAUGUUUGUCCCUGGGAAGAUGGAAACCAUGGAAAUGAGCUGCCCAAUUUAACCAAUGCUUUGCCUCAGGGUGCAAAUGCUAACCAAGAUUCAUCAAACAGACCACAUCGGACGGUGUUCACUAGAGCCAUAGAGGCAUGUGAACUGCACUGGCAGGACAGCCACUUACAGCACAUUAUCAACAGUGACCUAUACACCAACUACUGUUACCAUGAACACACUGAAAACUCACUCUUUGACUCUCGAGGGUGGCCCCUCUGGCAUGAACAUGUUCCUACAGCCUGUGCGAGGGUGGAUGCGUUACGAUCUCAUGGAUGCCCACAAGAAGCACUGAGGCUAGCAAUAGCUAUUGUUAAUACACUAAGAAGGCAGCAGCAGAAACAGCUGGAAAUGUUCCAGGCUCAGAAGAAAGAACUUCUUGAAAUAGGAGUAACCUCAAUAACAAAUCUUGAAGGUUGGGUGGGACAUCCUUUGGAUCCAAUUGGCACCCUCUUCAGCAGCCUAAUUGAAGCCUGCAGCGUAGAUGAUGAGAGCUUCCAUGGAUUCUCAGACUUCACAGAGAACACGGGGCAAUGCAAAUCUCUGGAGUACCAGCACCUGCCUGCACACAAGCUUUUAGAAGAAGGGGAAUCUUAUUUAACGCUGGCUGUGGAAGUAGCAUUGAUAGGGCUGGGACAGCAACGAAUAAUGCCAGAUGGCUUGUAUGCACAAGAGAAGGUUUGUCGAAAUGAGGAACAGCUCAUUUCUAAGCUACAGGAAAUUGAAUUGGAUGAUACUCUGGUGAAGAUUUUUCGAAAACAAGCAGUCUUCCUAUUAGAAGCUGGACCAUAUAGUGGUUUAGGUGAAGUCAUCCAUCGAGACAGUGUUCCAAUGCACACAUUUGCCAAGUAUCUUUUCACCUGUCUCCUACCUCAUGAUGCUGAAUUGGCAUUCAAAAGUGCACUGAGAGCCAUGCGGUUGCUAGUAUUGGAAUCUAUGGCUCCUUUGGGAGAUACAUCCCGUCCACACCACAUUGCAUCAGUUGUUCCAAACCGGUAUCCCCACUGGUUCACCCUAAGUCACAUCGAAUCCCAGCAGUGUGAGCUGGCAUCUACCAUGUUGACAGCAGCCAAAGGUGAUGUUCAGAGGCUGGAAACAGUGUUAGAAUCCAUUCAGAAAAAUAUCCACUCCUCAUCACACAUCUUCAAACUUGCCCAGGAUGCAUUUAAAAUAGCAACACUCAUGGACAGCUUACCAGAUAUCACUCUUCUGAAAGUUUCUCUGGAGUUGGGACUUCAGGUGAUGCGGAUGACACUGUCAACAUUGAAUUGGCGACGACGGGAAAUGGUGAGGUGGUUAGUAACAUGUGCAACAGAAAUAGGUGUUUAUGCACUGGACAGUAUAAUGCAAAACUGGUUUACACUUUUCACACCAACAGAAGCUACUAGCAUUGUUGCUACAACAGUGAUGUCCAACAGCACCAUUGUCCGUCUGCAUCUGGACUGUCAUCAGCAGGAGAAGCUGGCCAGCAGUGCUAGAACACUUGCUCUACAGUGUGCCAUGAAGGAUCCUCAAAACUGUGCCCUCUCUGCACUGACUCUGUGUGAAAAGGAUCACAUAGCUUUUGAGACCGCUUACCAAAUCGUUCUAGAUGCUGCUACAACCAGCAUGAGCUACUCACAGCUUUUCACUAUAGCACGAUACAUGGAGCACCGUGGUUACCCUAUGCGGGCCUAUAAGCUGGCCACUUUGGCCAUAACGCAUCUCAACUUGAGUUACAAUCAGGACACACACCCUGCCAUUAACGAUGUUCUCUGGGCAUGUGCACUCAGCCAUUCUCUUGGGAAAAAUGAGCUAGCAGCUUUAAUACCUCUGGUGGUCAAAAGUGUCAAGUGUGCAACAGUGCUGUCAGAUAUUUUGCGCAGGUGUACUUUAACCACUCCUGGCAUGGUGGGACUUCAUGGAAGGAGGAAUUCUGGUAAGCUCAUGUCACUGGACAAAGCCCCUUUAAGACAACUCUUGGAUGCCACGAUCGGAGCUUACAUUAAUACAACUCAUUCACGUCUCACUCACAUCAGCCCACGACACUAUAGUGAGUUCAUAGAGUUCCUCAGCAAGGCCCGAGAGACCUUCUUAAUGGCUCAUGAUGGACACAUACAAUUUACACAGUUUAUUUAUAACCUAAAACAAAUCUACAAAGGCAAAAAGAAACUGAUGAUGUUGGUUCGUGAGCGGUUUGGUUGA
Messenger RNA from Melospiza melodia melodia, 3489 nucleotides. RefSeq names its product zinc finger SWIM domain-containing protein 6-like. NCBI's taxonomy places the organism in Eukaryota, Metazoa, Chordata, Aves, Passeriformes, Passerellidae. Gene Ontology annotation, cellular component: Cul2-RING ubiquitin ligase complex. The coding region runs from base 1 to 3489 and encodes 1162 amino acids. Gene Ontology annotation, molecular function: zinc ion binding. The transcript has 14 exons. The record is from RefSeq and is a predicted model, not a curated record.